Messenger RNA from Pyricularia pennisetigena, 346 nucleotides. RefSeq lists its product as uncharacterized. Lineage: Eukaryota; Fungi; Ascomycota; Sordariomycetes; Magnaporthales; Pyriculariaceae. The record is from RefSeq and is a predicted model, not a curated record. The transcript has 2 exons. The coding region runs from base 89 to 346 and encodes 85 amino acids.
AUCGAUCCAAGACACGGGAACUCGCGACUAUUGGGAGAGUGCGGUUCUAGCGUCCUCACCGAGAAGCAGAUAUGUGUCGGUAGAGUGGAUGCUGGGCUCUUCUUUCAUGUUAUGCGUUCCAAAAAAGCCAUCAACAUGGGUUGAGUGCCGGGCCGUUCAGCGCUUUGGGCUCUUCAAAAAGGGAGAAGGAACUUGGCCAGAUGCAGUACGAAAAUACGUACAGUACAGUACGUACAAGCUUGGACUGCCGACAAAACUCGACAUUCUUCUCUUAAUGUUUCACAGCCACGGGUGGACCCUGGGCCAGCUGGCGCUAAACUACUUUUUACAUCUGUACAUCGGAUAG